GAUGUCUUCACCAUGCCUGUACUCCUCAUGCUUCCCUCGUGCCUCCUUGGAUUUUGUUUGUUUCAUAGACUUUGAUUUUUGUUUCCGGUGAUUUAGUUUCAAGUGCCUGUGAGGAUAUGAUGCCUCGCCACUCAGGGGUGCAGCCUCAGCCUCUUCCAGUCCCUUAUACCAUUGUCACAGACAGCAGGACGUUUGAGCCGGGACAGCCUAUUACAGUGACAGUCAGAGGACCAGACUACAGAGGAGUCCUUCUGGAGGCUCGGAUGUUCGGCAGCACUAAUGCUCUGGGAAGCUGGCAGCUGCCUCCACCAGACACAAAGUUUCUCCAGUGUGCAGGAAACCCAGCUGGUGCUGUGACUCAUUCCAACACCAACCCGAAGGGCAACACCACAGUAUACAGCUGGAUACCACCCAACUCUGCAGGCCCUAUCUACUUUGUGGCCACAGUGGCUCAGCAGAGAGCCGUCUAUUGGAUCGGUGUGAGGUCUAUGACUCUGAUGAGAGGAAAACCAGAGAGAGUCAAUCUGUCCAUCACAGAUGCCAGCACUCGAAUGGCUGAAGAAAAUCCUCUUCUUGUGCACAUUUCAUGUUUUCUGAUGUUUCAUCUGCUGGCGUUGAAAUAAAACACCAAUGCUAUCUUCUUAA
Cheilinus undulatus (humphead wrasse) is the source of this 645-nucleotide messenger RNA. RefSeq names its product putative defense protein 3. The record is from RefSeq and is a predicted model, not a curated record. The coding region runs from base 117 to 623 and encodes 168 amino acids. Lineage: Eukaryota; Metazoa; Chordata; Actinopteri; Labriformes; Labridae. The transcript has 6 exons. Gene Ontology annotation, molecular function: oxidoreductase activity, acting on metal ions.